AUGGCGUUAAUAACUUUUUACCAGAUUCCUAAAACGAUAAAAUAUAAAUCAAAUGUUUGCUCGUGUGCAACUUUUAUCACUGUUUUAUUAUUUUUAUUGACGUUCAUUCCCCCACUGAUCAUUGUUCUGCUCACCGAAAAUUUCCUCAAUGGAAUAAACACAGGCUAUGAGAGGCCAAUUGUAUAUUUCAAUUCCAAACUUCUCUGCUACCUAAAAACCGACCAACAUGGCAACUACAUAACGUGGAGUACUUUUCCCAAUCAUCAGUUUAUUGAAGCCUCACAGUUGAGAGUCCCCAACGCCACAUCAGUGACCACAUUUAAAAUGGAAUCAAUGGGACAUAUUGGUUUCGUAGUACCUCCGCAUUGUAAUAAUUUAGAAUUAAUUGGUCGCUUGGUGCUUCUGCAAAACGUUCCUAUCACGUUUAACGAUACUUUAUAUGAAGCGCCUGUAAUAAACCAAUCCAGUUUAUCAUCAAAGACCUAUCAAGUUGUGAACGUACUGAAACAUUAUAACAGAAGAAAAGUACGAACUCAGCUAACCAAUCAACAGGCUGUAUGGAGAAAGGAUGCUGAUGAGCCCAACAAAUCAACAUUCACCGUCAAGCUCAUCAUCAGUUACGACGCCGCGUUCAAUUUCUAUUAUUAUCAAACAAUCUGGGAGCAGUUGAAAUGGUUUUGGGUCGUGUACCUAGCAAUUUUAAUACCUUUUUACUGGGUAUUUGGUUACAUCAGGCGUCUCAUAUUCACCAAUCACAUGGUGAUAACGUGGGUGGCCAAGGGAGAAAAUUUUCGUUACGGAACUAGGAUGAAAGAUGAGGGAUAUACAUGA
Messenger RNA from Helobdella robusta, 831 nucleotides. RefSeq lists its product as hypothetical. The record is from RefSeq and is a predicted model, not a curated record. The coding region runs from base 1 to 831 and encodes 276 amino acids. Gene Ontology annotation, biological process: regulation of protein localization; cilium assembly. The transcript has 6 exons. Gene Ontology annotation, cellular component: ciliary membrane; ciliary transition zone. NCBI's taxonomy places the organism in Eukaryota, Metazoa, Annelida, Clitellata, Rhynchobdellida, Glossiphoniidae.